CUGUUUGUGAUCUUUCUGUGCGCGAUCAUUUCGGCAAGAGCACAAUGUGCAGAAUAAUUUUCCUUUUGGUGUCAACGACGCUGCUUUCAUUGGUGGUGGGCUAUGAUUUUUCCGACCCCAUCUACAAUUCCGUACUCUCGACGGAAAUCCUCGAAGCUUUGGAGGAUGAGGAGAUUGAUGCGAGUAUUCCGGUGAAUUAUCGUAUCCGUCGCGAGAGUUCAGUUCUUCCGGAGGAUGACAAGAGGUGCAAGCCACGACGUUCUGGGUGGAUGUGCUGCCGGGAUCAGAUUGAGCGAAGCGACACGCACGAUACAUUGAAGGAGAUGAAGAGGCAGUGCUACCACGAAAUACGCGCCACUCACGAUGACGCUGAGCCCUUUGAUAUGUUCUCAUGUGAGCGUCUCAAGCGGAUUAAGCAAGACACUGAAUGUGCCAAGGAGUGCAUUGCUAAGAAGCUCGAAUUUCUCGAUGAGAAGGGUGACUUUAGGGAGGAUUUCGUUAAGGACUUCUUCCGCAAUAACUACACCGAAGCUCAAUGGGCUAAGGAAAAAUCCGAUGGAAUUGUGGAAAAGUGCCUCAAGGAGGCAAAAGAUGAGAAAGCAAUCGAAGGCAGAAAGUGCAGCACGAAGCCCAUUAAAUUCUACUACUGCAUGUGGAAGGAACUUUCCUUGGCGUGUCCGCAGGAGAAGAAGAAGGACUCCCGAAUGUGCAAUCGGCUGUACAAAGGCGAAUUCUUUCUGCCCAAGAGCCCCGAAGAAGCGGACGAUAUGAAUUGAGAGAUCUUCAAGAGAUUCCUCAGAAGAUUCUAAUUAUUUUUCCUACAUAAUUUUUUUUUAUCAAUGCACUGAGAAGGAUUAUUUUUUCAAACGAAUAAAAGGACUGAAUUAUAAAAAAA
Messenger RNA from Lutzomyia longipalpis, 895 nucleotides. RefSeq lists its product as uncharacterized. The transcript is spliced from 3 exons. Gene Ontology annotation, molecular function: odorant binding. The record is from RefSeq and is a predicted model, not a curated record. The coding region runs from base 45 to 776 and encodes 243 amino acids. NCBI's taxonomy places the organism in Eukaryota, Metazoa, Arthropoda, Insecta, Diptera, Psychodidae.